UCGAGGGCUCCCAGCCACUAGCGGUUGGGGGGCGGGGCGCCGUAGCCGCGCGGCGGCCGCCGGGAGGCCCAGCUGAGUUGCCCGGGGAACGGUUCGCUGGGGUGGGCGUCAGCCUCCGCGGUCCCUGUUUCCUGGAGCUGCGACCGAGGCCAUGAAUCAGAGUGAAAGAUUCGUUUUCAUUGCAGAGUGGUAUGAUCCAAAUGCUUCACUUUUUCGACGCUAUGAGCUUCUGUUUUACCCCGGGGAUGGAUCUGUUGAAAUGCAUGAUGUGAAGACUCGUUGCACCUUUUUAAAGCGGACCAAAUACGAUGGCCUUCACUUGGAAGAUUUAUUUAUAGGCAACAAAGUGAAUGUCUUUUCUCGACAGCUGGUGUUGAUUGACUAUGGGGAUCAGUACACAGCUCGCCAGUUGGGCAGUAGGAAAGAAAAAACAUUAGCCCUGAUUAAGCCAGAUGCAAUACCAAAAGCUGGGGAAAUCAUUGAAAUAAUAAACAAAGCUGGAUUUACUAUAACCAAGCUCAAAAUGAUGAUGCUUUCAAGGAAAGAAGCAACAGAUUUUCAUAUAGACCAUCAGUCGAAGCCCUUUUUAAAUGAGCUGAUACAGUGUAUCACGACCGGUCCUGUUAUUGCCAUGGAGAUCUUAAGAGAUGAUGCUGUUUGUGAAUGGAAAAGACUGCUUGGGCCUGCGAACUCCGGUGUGGCGCAGACAGAUGCUCCUGGAAGCGUGAGAGCUCUCUUUGGGACAGACGGCAUCCGAAACGCAGCGCACGGCCCUGAUUCUGUCUCUAGUGCUGCCCGAGAAAUGGAGUUAUUUUUUCCUUCAAGUGGAGUUUGUGGUCCCGCAAACACUGCUAAAUUUACCAACUGUACCUGUUGCAUUAUUAAGCCCCAUGCCAUCAGUGAAGGACUGCUGGGAAAGAUCCUGAUGGCUAUCCGAGAUGCAGGUUUUGAAAUCUCAGCUAUGCAGAUGUUCAACAUGGAUCGGGUUAAUGUGGAGGAGUUUUACGAAGUGUAUAAAGGAGUCGUGUCUGAGUAUAACGAGAUGGUGACAGAAAUGUACUCCGGCCCUUGCAUAGCAAUGGAGAUUCAACAAAAUAAUUGUACUAAGACGUUUCGAGAAUUCUGUGGACCUGCUGAUCCCGAGAUUGCCCGGCAUCUGCGCCCUGGGACCCUCAGAGCAAUCUUCGGUAAAACUAAGGUCCAGAAUGCUGUUCACUGUACUGAUCUGCCAGAGGAUGGCCUCCUAGAGGUCCAGUACUUCUUCAAGAUCUUGGAUAAUUAGCAGUGCAGGAAGGAAAGAAGUCACAGACGGGGGCACUCAGACAAGAGUGAGUCACACACACGAGGACUGUGUUCAUCCUUUUAUUGUCCAUUGUUUUAACCUGACCGAGUACAAGAUCAAUAAGAGCGCGGUCCUCCUGGCAUUAUUACAUGUUAGAACACGGAUUCCCGCUGUAGACAACAUCUAACAUCAGUCUGUGGGGCACUGCAUUGCUUUUCAUAAAGUCCAAAAUAAAGAUUUAUUUUCAAACAA
Molecule: messenger RNA, 1534 nt
Organism: Manis pentadactyla (Chinese pangolin)
Lineage: Eukaryota; Metazoa; Chordata; Mammalia; Pholidota; Manidae
Gene: NME7
Product: NME/NM23 family member 7
Exons: 12
Coding region: 152-1282 (376 amino acids)
Biological process (GO): UTP biosynthetic process; GTP biosynthetic process; CTP biosynthetic process
Cellular component (GO): centrosome
Molecular function (GO): nucleoside diphosphate kinase activity; ATP binding
Source: RefSeq, a predicted model, not a curated record